AUGAUAGUCGAACAAGUCAACGGGCGGCUCAAAGGCAAGUGGCGCAUACUCGACAGCCGGAUGGAGUGCCACAGUGAGAGGGUGCCGCAGGUGGUGAGUGCCUGUGUGGCACUUCACAACAUCGAACUGACAAUCGGCAGCAUGGAUCGCCUGGGCACACCGCCGGAGCGCUACCGAUGGUGGCUCGAGGGGCCCGUGGCUACUCUUCGACUUACCGGCCCUGAGGCGGAGGUGCAGGGGCAGGGGGGAUCGCGUGGGCAGGCGAAAGCACCUGGCUCACCUCCGCCUCGCUUACCUCCGCCUCUCUCACGCUCCGCCUCGCUCACCUCCGCCUCUCUCACGCUCCGCCUCUCUCAUCCUCCGCCUCUCUCACCCUCCGCCUCUCUCACCCUCCGCUUCUCUCACCCUCCGCCUCGCUCACCCUCCGCCUCUCUCACCCUCCGCUUCUCUCACCCUCCGCUUCUCUCAUCCGCCGCCUCUCUCAUCCUCCGCCUCUCUCACCCUCCGCCUCUCUCACGCUCCGCCUCUCUCACCCUCCGCCUCUCUCACCUCCGCCGCCUCUCUCAUCCUCCGCCUCUCUCAUCCUCCGCCUCUCUCACCUCGGCCUCUCUCACCUUCCCCGCCCAACGUAAUUCCUCCGCCUUUCUCACCCUCCGCCUCUCUCACCCUCCGCCUCUCUCACCCUCCGCCUCUCUCACCCUCCGCUUCUCUCACCCUCCGCUUCUCUCACCCUCCGCCUCUCUCAUCCUCCGCCUCUCUCAUCCUCCGCCUCUCUCACCCUCCGCCUCUCUCACCCUCCACCUCUCUCAUCCUCCGCCUCUCUCAUCCUCCGCCUCUCUCACCCUCCACCUCUCUCAUCCUCCGCCUCUCUCAUCCUCCGCCUCUCUCACCCUCCACCUCUCUCAUCCUCCGCCUCUCUCAUCCUCCGCCUCUCUCACGCUCCGCCUCUCUCAUCCGCCGCCUCUCUCAUCCUCCGCCUCUCUCACCCUCCGCCUCUCUCAUCCUCCGCCUCUCUCACCCUCCGCCUCUCUCACCCUCCGCUUCUCUCACCUCCGCCUCGACAGGGUAGAUGCGUCGUAG
This is a messenger RNA of Closterium sp. NIES-65, 1080 nucleotides long. The record is from the annotation of a GenBank genome assembly. Lineage: Eukaryota; Viridiplantae; Streptophyta; Zygnematophyceae; Desmidiales; Closteriaceae.